AUGAUUGUGUUAUUAAUAAUUCUCAUCAUCGUUAUAGCCAUCAUGGCUGUUGGCAUCUAUCAGAAAAAUACUAAUAGUAUAUGCAGAUCGAAGAAGAGGCUUGAUGGGAAAACAGUUCUUGUGACUGGUGGUACUUCUGGAAUGGGGCUCAGAAUAGCAAUGGACUUUGCUGAUAGAGGAGCGAGGGUGAUCAUCGCGUGUCCAUUCGUGGAAGAAGGGACGUGGGCUAGAGAAAAAAUAGUAAAAAAAACGGAAAACGAAAACGUCGUCUUCAAACUAUUAGAUCUUUCAUCAUGUAAGCUGGUUCGGAAAUUCGCUGAGGAAAUAAACCAAGAGGAAGAGAGACUGGACAUUUUAAUAAACAAUGCUGGCAUGGGAUCAAUGAAUGAAAGGUUGACUAAAGACGGAAUGAACUGCACCAUGCAAGUAAAUUACUACUGCCAGUUCAUGUUGACUUUAUUGUUGUUACCCUUGCUGAAGAAGACAGGAACAGAAUCAGAGCCCGCCAGGAUUGUUAACACAUCAUCAGUCUUACACAACUUUGGAACUACCGAUUUCGAAAUGAUGAAUGCUUUGAACUAUUGGUAUUUUUUACAAGUCUACGCUAACAGUAAACUUUGUAUCGCAAUAUUUACACGCGAAUUAGCUAAGAGAUUGAAAGGUUCGAACAUAUCUGUGAACGUGGUGGACCCGGGUGCUGUGGGGACGCCUAUAUUUCUCGAUUUAGGCAAAUAUUACGGUGCCAUAACAAUUUUCUUGUUUCUAUGUUUGUUCAAGACUCCAUGGCAAGGAGCUCAGACGGCUAUCCACGUGGCAUUAGACAAGAGAGCUGGCCAAGUGAGUGGAGAAUUUUUCAAGAACUGCAAACUAUCCCAAGCCAGUGCAAAUGCUCGCAGUGACUUAUUGGCUAAAGAACUCUGGAAACACACCCAGAAACUAAUACAUAUGAGUGAUGAGGAAAUAGAUAGUUGUUUACAUUCAUAA
This is a messenger RNA of Danaus chrysippus (African queen), 984 nucleotides long. The record is from the annotation of a GenBank genome assembly. NCBI's taxonomy places the organism in Eukaryota, Metazoa, Arthropoda, Insecta, Lepidoptera, Nymphalidae.